This is a messenger RNA of Caretta caretta (loggerhead turtle), 8450 nucleotides long. The record is from RefSeq and is a predicted model, not a curated record. Lineage: Eukaryota; Metazoa; Chordata; Testudines; Cheloniidae.
GGGGAAAGUUUGAGGUAGUUGGACUCUUUUUGGACUCUCCCUCUGGAUACAUCUUGCAGUCCCCACCGGCAGAUGGAAGAUUUGGCCACCGGAAGCCUGCUGCUGUGCCAUUUGAGAGCCACACUCAGCUCUGGCUGAGGAAUCACGUCCACUUUUCACUCCAGAUCGUCCCGUCUUCCAGGGGACAAGGAAGGCAAAUGGCUGUGAUGGAGCCAGUUCAGAUGCCGGUGACCUUCGAGGAGGUGGCUGUGUAUUUCACCGAGGGGCAGGGGGCUCUGCUGGACCCCGCUCAGAAAGCCCUUUACAGGGACGUCAUGCAGGAGAAUUAUGAGACAGUGACCUCGCUGGGAUUCCCCAUUCCCAAACCUGACUUGAUUGCCCAGCUGGAAAGAGGGGAAGAGCCGUGGGUCCCGGAUCUCCAAGCCACUGAGAAAAGAGAGAUCCCGAGAGGCACCUGCACAGCAGGUGAUAGGACAGUGAGUGAGAACAAGGAGCAGAAUCCGCAUCAGGAAGGGCCUGAGCAAGUGGAACCCCAGGAGAUGUUUUUGAGAAGAGCCGAAGGGAAUUUUUCCCAGGGCUUGGAGCAGGGAAAUGCCUGGGAAGAUCGAGACAGAUCAGAGAUGCAGCUGGGAAACUAUCCCGGGAAGAAACUGGAUGAAUCCACUGAACAUGGCGGAGGAUGCAAGGAUCCCAAGGAAACCUCAGUCCAGCAAUCAAGUCACAAUGAAGAGAAACCCUACAAAUGCCUUGACUGUGGGAAAAGAUUCCGUUUCAGUGCAAACCUUGUUAAACAUUGGAGAACCCACACAGGAGAGAAGUCCUAUGAAUGCUUGGACUGUGGGAAAAGGUUCAGUGAGAAGUCACACUUUAUUACACACCAGAGACUGCACACAGGAGAGAGACCCUAUGAAUGCCUGGAGUGCGGGAAAAAAUUUAAUGAGACGUCACAUCUUAUGUCACAUCACAGAACCCACACAGGAGAGAAGCCCUAUAAAUGCUUAGACUGUGGGAAAAGCUUCAGUAGGAAGCCUUAUCUUAUUAAACACCAGAGAUUGCACACAGGAGAGAGACCCUAUAAAUGCCUCGAGUGUGGGAAGGGUUUUAUCGAAAGUUCAUCCCUUACUAAACAUGAAAGAAUCCACACAGGAGAAAGACCCUAUACAUGCCUUGAAUGUGGGAAAAGCUUCAUUCAGAAGUCAGAACUUAUUAUACACCAGAGACUGCACACUGGAGAGAGACCUUAUAAAUGCCUUGAGUGUGGGAAUGAUUUCAGUAGUCGCUCCCGCCUUAUUAAGCAUCAGAAAAUCCACACAGGUGACAAACCCUAUAAAUGCCUCGAUUGUGGGAAAAGUUUUGUUGACAGAACAAAACUUACCACUCAUCAGAGAAUCCACACAGGAGAGAGACCCCAUAAAUGUUUAGACUGUGGGAAAAGCUUCAUUGAGAAGUCACAACUUAUUCUACACCAGAGACUGCACACAGGAGAGAGACCCUUUCAAUGCUGUGAAUGUGGGAAAAGUUUUAUUCGGAGCUCAGCGCUUAUUACACAUCAGAGAACCCACACAGGAGAGAGACCUUAUAAAUGCCUUGAGUGUGGGAAAGAUUAUAGUGAGAGCUCAAAGCUUAUUACACAUCAGAGAACCCACACAGGAGAAAGACCAUACAAAUGCUUGGACUGUGGGAAAACUUUCAGUCAGCGCUCACAUCUUACUAAACAUGGGAGAAUGCACAUGGGAGAGACACCUUAUAAAUGCCUUGACUGUGGGGAAAGGUUCAGUAAGAGCUCAGAGCUCACCAAACAUCAGAGAAUACACAAGGGUGACCCAGGAGCGGCUGGGGGGGAGGAUCGCGGGGCUCAGGCCCGGCCGCAGGAAGUGACUCGCAGCCGCUGCGGGGACUCUGGCUCCCGGCGAGAUCCCCGCGCCCCGGCGGCUGGUGCUGGGAGCCCGGAGCCCGGGCUGCAGCCGGGAGCGGGGAACCUCCAGCCGGGCCCUGCCCGCUGCUCCCCGGGAGCCUCCCCCAGGGCAGAGCCCCCAGCCCGGCCAGGGCCCCUUCCCGGCCCGGCCCCUGCCCCGGGGGCCCCGCUCGGAGGGAAGGCUGAGGAUCCCGUCCACAUUUUGCCCCAGAUCGUCCUGUCUUCCAGGGGACAGGGAAGGGAAAUGGCUGUGAUGGAGCCAGCUCAGAUGCCGGUGACCUUCGAGGAGGUGGCUGUGUAUUUCACUGAGGGGCAGGGGGCUCUGCUGGACCCCGCUCAGAGAGCCCUCUACAGGGACGUCAUGCAGGAGAACUAUGAGACGGUGACCUCGCUGGGAUUCCCCAUUCCCAAACCUGACCUGAUCGCCCGGCUGGAACAAGGGGAAGAGCCGUGGGACCCGGACCUCCAGACCGCCAAGAAAAAGGAGAGCCCGAGAGGCACCCGCACAGCAGGUGAUCGGACAGUGAGUGAGAACAAGGAGGAGACUCAGCAGCAGGAAGGUCCUGGGAAAGUGGAACCGCAGGAGAUGUUUUUGAGAAGAGCCGAAGGGAAUUUUUCCCAGUGCUUGGAGCAGGGAAAUGCCUGGGGAGAUCGAGACAGAUCAGAGAUGCAGCUGGGAAACUAUCCCGGGAAGAAACUGGAUGAAUCCAUUCAACAUGGCGGAGGAUGUCAGGAUCCCAAGGAAACCACAGACCUGCAGACAAGUCACAAUAAAGAGAAACCCUACAAUUGUCUUGACUGUGGGGAAAGUUUUAGCAAAAGUUCAUCCCUUAUUCAACAUGGGCGAAUCCACAAGGGAGAGAGACCCUAUAAAUGCAUCGAGUGUGGGAAAGGUUUUAUUGAAAGUUCAUCCCUUACUAAACAUGAAAGAAUCCACAGAGGAGAAAGACCAUAUAAAUGCCCUGAGUGUGGGAAAAGUUUCAGUGUGAAAUCAACCCUUAAUACACAUCAGAAAACCCACACGGGAGAGAAACCCCAUAAAUGCUUGGACUGUGGGAAAACUUUUGGUCAGAACUCAUACCUUAUUGAACAUAGGAGAAUCCACACGGGAGAGAGACCGUAUAAAUGCCUUUACUGUGGGAAAACUUUUAGUCAGCGCUCACACCUUAUUAAGCAUCAGAGAAUCCAUACAGGUGACAAACCUUAUAAAUGCCUCAAUUGUGGGCAAAGUUUUGUUGACAGAACAAAACUUAAUAAUCAUCAGAGAAUCCACACAGGAGAGAAACCCCAUAAAUGCCUGGACUGUGGGAAAAGCUUCAUUCAGAAGUCACAACUCAUUAUACACCAGAGAGUGCACACAGGAGACAGACCGUAUAAAUGCCUUGAGUGUGGGAAAAGUUUUAGUCAGAGCUCAAAGCUUAUUACUCAUCAGCGAACCCACACAGGAGAAAGACCUUAUAGAUGCCUUGAGUGUGGAAAAAGUUUUAUGGAAAGUUCAUCCCUUAUUCGACAUGGGCGAAUCCAUACUGGAGAAAGAGCCUAUAAAUGCCUUGAGUGUGAGAAAAAUUUUACGGAAAAUCGAUCCCUCAUUAAACAUAGGAGAAUACACACGGGAGAAAGACCCUAUAAAUGCCUUGAAUGUGGGAAAGGUUUUAUUGAAAGUUCAUCCCUUACUAAACAUGGAAGAAUCCACACGGGAGAAAGACCCUAUAAAUGUCUUGAGUGUGGGAAAAGUUUCAGUGUGAAAUCAGCCCUUAAUAUACAUCAGAAAACCCACACAGGAGAGAAACCCCAUAAAUGCUUGGACUGUGGGAAAACUUUCAGUCAGAUCUCCUACCUUAUUAAACAUGGGAGAACCCACACGGUAGAGAGACCAUAUAAAUGCCUGGACUGUGGGAAAACCUUCAGUCAGCGUUCAUACCUUAUUAAACAUGGGAGAAUCCACACAGGAGAAAGACCCUAUAAAUGCCUUGACUGUGAGAAAGUUUUCAAUGAGCGAUCAGCCCUUAUUAGACAUGAGAGAACUCACAUGGAAGAGAAACCCCAUAAAUGCUUGGACUGUGGGAAAAGUUUUAUUCAGACAUCACAACUUAUUAUACACCAGAGAGUGCACACAGGAGAGAGACCCUUUAAAUGCUGUGAGUGUGGGGAAAGUUUUAUUCAGAACUCAAAGCUUAUUACACAUCAGCAAAUCCACACAGGAGAGAGACCUUACAAAUGCCUCGAGUGUGGGAAAGGUUUUAGUCAGAGUUCAACGCUGAUUACACAUCAGAGAACCCACACAGGAGAGAGACCCUAUGGAUGCCUUGAGUGUGGGAAAAAUUUUAUCGCAAGUUCAGCCCUUACUAAACAUAGGAGAACUCACACAGGAGAAAGACCCUAUAAAUGCCUUGAAUGUGGGAAAAGUUUCAGUGUGAAAUCAGCCCUUAAUAUCCAUCAGAAAACCCACACAGGAGAGAAACCCCAUACAUGCUUGGACUGUGGGAAAAGUUUUAGUCAGCGUUCACACCUUAGUAAACAUGGGAAAAUCCACACGGGAGAGAGAUCUUCGAAACACCUUGAUUGUGCAGAAAGCUUCAAUAAGAGUUCAGAGCUUACCAAACAUGAGAGCAUCCACAAGAGUGAGAGACCCUAGAAACAGCUUGACUGCAGGAAAAGAUUCAAUUUGACUUCACACAUCAGUGAUCCACACAACAGCGAGACCUCGAAUGUGGGGGAAGCUUCAUUUGGUGCUCCCAGAGUAUCAAGCAUUCACAAAUCUACAUACGGUAGAAACCUCUGAGAUGUCCUCAUUGUGGAAAAGAUGCCAAGAGGAGCUAACUCCAUACUGUACAUCAGAGACUCCUCUGAACAACAUAGAAACAGUGCCUUGAUGAAGUGUGACCAUAGUGAAAAAUCCAUUCCCUUGCUCCCACACACAUCAGGGGCAUUUGGCUCCCAAUUAUCCAGCUGCCCAUUGCAGGAGUGAGGAUAAAGCAGUAGCCGAGCAUUUGCUGGUCAGUGACCCUCUGGCUCUGCCUGGUCUAAGCAAACCCCAGGCAGAGGAGGAGAAGCCCCCAUCAUCCCCUCCUGAAGUCCUGGCAGCUGAGCGAUGGGCCAUAGGUGGGGGAAUAGAGAGAAAGAAACUCCUCCAGCCGCUCCCUCUGCCUGGCUGAAGUCCCCCCCUCCCAGCCGGGAUCCCUCUGCCAUGGAGAUGAGGAGAAGGACACUGGUGCCAGGCCCCACCUUCACUCUAGACACCUGUCCCCGUCUUCCACCAGUCCCAGGGCUGGGCUCCCCACUUAACUGGAGCUACGGGGGGAACUGCAGGGGAGUGUCCCUUGGGGCUGGUACUCCUCCCCUCCCCUCCCCUCAUCCCCCAGGGUGCUGGACUCUGGGGAAUCAACCAUUAAGGAACCAGGCCAAUGGGUAAUGGGGAGGACACUGGGUGUUGAAUGGUUGGGGCUGGUGGCGCUGGGAAGCAGGGGCAGCUGGGUGCUGGGACUAUCGAGUGUUUGGGGAACAUGGGAUAAGAGGAGAGGGAGAGCACGAGGCAGAGAUAUGCUGCCUCUCAUCACUCCCUGCCCCUUCUCCCUACCCCCUCUGCAUUCAGACAGCACCACUGAGCGGGGUGAUUCCCACAGGGCCUUUUGUGGGUGGCCUGGAGAUCCCACCUCUGCUUCCGCAGCAUCAGCCUCUAAGCGUGUCUAUGGUAGGAAAUGUGGUCAGGAUUAGACAGCACAUCUUUGUGACCCUGCACCAGAUUUCCUAGUGUAAACUCUCUCUCUCAGCAUCUUAUGUGUAAGGCUAAGAUUUGUCUUGGAUAUUUUUAGUAAAGGUUGUGGACAGAUCAGGGGCAAUAAAGAAAAAUUCAUGGAAACCCGUGACCUGACUGUGACUUCUACUGAUAAUCUCCGUGACAAAAUGGGGAAGGAGAAGGCUCCAGCACCUAUUGCUGCUGGGGCUCUGGGUCCCCUGUGGCUGGGCAGCUGUGGGGGCUCUGACUGCUGCUCUGGGGGCUCCCCACCCCCUGUGUUUCAGAGCUCUGGGGGCCCUUCGACGCCCGUGGCAGCUGGGAGGUGCUGGGCCCCAUCGCCCGUGGCAACUCAGAGCUCUGGGGGCCACCUGUGGGGUACUCUCACGGCCUGCAGCAGCUCAGAGCUCCAGGGGGUAGCUCUUGGCUGCCACAGGUGACGAGGGGACCCUGCAGCUCCAAGUUGCCAUGGGCUGAAGUCACAGAGGUCUCUGGAAGUCACAGAUUCUGUGACCUCUGUAAUAAAAUCAUACCCUUACUUAUCUGUUCUGACCCCCUCCCAUUCACAGAGUGAUCAUUAGUUCCUUAGUUCCCCUUUGGGGCCUGAUUGUCUCAUUCCCAGAUAAUCUCACAUUACUCCAGGCCGUGCAUUUCAUGUUUGUACAUUUUCUCCCUUAUGCACCAGAUGCUAAAAAAUGGGGAGCAGGGACAGUAAAAUGUGGUGUUUUAUCUUCUGUGCUAUUUUGGGGCGAUAGGGUGAGUCCGAGGGAUUCCCUCCUUCCCCCAUCACUGUCGCACUCAACUCUCGACACAGCAGCCUCUGCCUCAGCAGUGCAGAGUUUUAUCCUGUCCCCGUUCUACCCUUCCACCUCCUAAGGUGUUGCUAACCACUGUGUCCCUGGCUCUCCACGCUUAGGAAUCACAGUUUUGAUGUCUAUGAUCCCAAGUCAGACCCUGGAGGGCUGGAGAAGAAAGUGUCACAGACCUGGCGUGGGCAGGGAACUCCCAAUGAACCUUAAAGCACAGUUUGAACUUUCAGAUCUUAUAGCCCUGUAAAAUUUCCAUCUAUUGGUAAAAUUGCUUCCUGGCUUUUGCUAGGCUAGUCCAGAUCAUUUGUAGAUGGGAAUGUUUUUUUGCCUUUCUUUCUCUUUCUUUUAUUAUGAUGAUGCUAAAACUUUUGCUACUAAUACAACCAAAUAAUGAGGCAAGAAAUGAAGCUGGUUUAGUCACUUCAGAAGAAAAUGGGUAAAUUUAUUUUCCUGAUUUUGAGUCUUAAAUGAUUCUCUGAGAUUUCACUUUAUGAACAUGACAGUGUUUUAUAGCUCACCCUGGAUUGUGGGUGAAGGCCGUUUGGUCACAUACUUUGAUAUUAGUUUAGUUUGACAGAAUGUAGGUCAGAUUCAUUGAUGACUUCACAAGACAAAUGAUUGUUUGCCAGAAUCGUCCUUUUUUUAGAUUUUAUUUUGAUCUUUAUCUAACCCUUUGUCAUGAGAUUUUUUUGUGUGGUUUGAACAAUGACAGUGAUCAGUAUCUCUCAGCACAAACACUGAUGGUGCAGAUACAUUCACAGUGAGCCCAAAAUGGGGAAUGAAGUUACUGCCUGAUCCCUGCAGAGAGGUGAGGUACUGCCCGGAGGAGGAGAAAGGGUGGGACUCAGAGCUGGGAACUGCUGGGUUUGGUCCUCAGAGCCAGACGGCUGAGGCUGAGAACUGUGAACUCGCUGCAUUAGAGCCAGAGAGCAACUAGACUUGGCCAGUGAGUUUCUUGUGAAGCUGCCCCUGAAAUCUAAAGAACCAUGAACGACACCCCAAAAAAGAAUGAUGCGGGAGGGGCAGCAUCUCCCUAUUGCUGAAAUGCCAAGGUUGGGCGCAGGCAAGAAGGGAGCCGGGGAUGUCAACAGACCUGGGCAGCCUUGAAGCCAGGCCGACCCCCUCACUGAGGCCAGAGGGAGAUGAGGAACCUGACAGCCCAGCUGAUCACCCCCCUCCCCAUCUACCACAGUGUCCUGUGUUGAGAUGACAGAGACUCUCUUUGCCCCAUUCGCCCCACGCUGCAUCCCUCUUAUGACUAACGUCCUGUGUCCCAUGUUCACCGCUUGAGUAUGGUUCUGAUAUAUUGUGUACAACAUAUGCCUGGUGAGGGAUCACUGGAAAACUUGUUUAAUCCAUGCUGUUCUCAAGCUGGGGCUUCCUUUGACUGGCAACAUUGAUUCCCUCCCGCCCCCAGCUGAGCGGGAGUCCCACCCCCGGCUGCGGCGGCUGGGGAGCCCGCAGGGACUGGGGCGCCGUGGGGGAUUCCCCCCAGAUGUAGGUUUCAGAGUAGCAGCCGUGUUAGUCUGUAUUCGCAAAAAGAAAAGGAGGACUUGUGGCACCUUAGAGACUAACCAAUUUAUUUGAGCAUGAGCUUUCGUGAGCUACAGCUCACUUCAUCGGAUGUGGCUUCCGGCUGGGUGUGGCAAGGGAGCACCCGUCGGCCGCUGCCGGAGCUUCUUCCCUGCAGAAGCCGCAGCACUGCGUUCCUGCCCAGGUUCGGGAGCGGGCGAUGGGCAGUUUUCUGCUGACUCCUUUUCAGGAUCAGAGGAGGGAGCCUAGCAGCAGUUCAAGGCAGUGAGCCCAGCAGUCCGAACGUCUCCCUGUCCCUUUAAGCACUUUUCAAGGGUAAGAAGAAGGCAACGACACCCGCAUUGCAGCCUGUGGUUCGGGCAAAGAGCCGCAUCUCAGCUACACUGUGAGUUCAGCGGGCGCAUCUGGGCUGUCCUGUCCCCGCAGCGAGCGCUUUGUUAAAGCACCGUCUGCUGCUGGG